Trichoderma asperellum CBS 433.97 is the source of this 675-nucleotide messenger RNA. RefSeq lists its product as uncharacterized. NCBI's taxonomy places the organism in Eukaryota, Fungi, Ascomycota, Sordariomycetes, Hypocreales, Hypocreaceae. Gene Ontology annotation, molecular function: O-methyltransferase activity. The record is from RefSeq and is a predicted model, not a curated record.
AUGUCCGCUCCAGCCCCAAAUCCUGUUGUGGCGCCUGACCAUGUCCUUGCGCUACUCAAUCGUCUACAUCAAGAGUCACUUACACAAGAAGCCGCCCUUCCAUCGACUUAUUUGGGAUCUAAUGACUUUGAUGACCUGAUGCGAGACAAAUUCAUUGCCUUGGAUCAAGAUAAAUGUCAGUUUGUCUACCAACUUGCGAGAGCCACCGGCGCUCGUAAUAUUGUCGAGAUUGGCACCAGCUUCGGGGUCUCUACUAUCUACCUCGCCUUAGCAGUGGGGAGUAAUCUCGAGCAUCUAGGUGGUGAAGGUAAGGUUAUUGCCACGGAAAAGGAGCAUACGAAGGCUGAGAGGGCUCGCCAAUACUGGCAAGAAGCUGGAAACGAUCUUGUGGCGCGCCAUAUCGACUUGAGAGAAGGGGAUCUCCUUGAAACAUUGACAAAUAAUAUCCCGCAGAUUGAUCUCGUUCUCCUUGAUAUCUGGGCUCCUGUUGCCCUUCCUGCAUUGAAGCUACUGGAGCCAAACUUACGGUCUGGAGGUGUUGUUAUUAUUGACAACUCGAUUGGCUCUGUCGCCAGAUAUAAAGAAUUAUUGGAUCAUUUGAGGUCUCCGGAACAACGCUACACGAAUCUGACACUUCCUUAUUCUAAAGGCUUAGAAAUGUCCGUUAAACUGUGA